Cygnus atratus (black swan) is the source of this 2043-nucleotide messenger RNA. It is a transcript of the gene CCDC177, whose product is annotated as coiled-coil domain containing 177. NCBI's taxonomy places the organism in Eukaryota, Metazoa, Chordata, Aves, Anseriformes, Anatidae. The record is from RefSeq and is a predicted model, not a curated record.
AUGGGGAUUGCAUCCCCACUCCGGUCACCGUCCCCAUCCUCGCGCCCUUCCCCAUCCCCUCCAUCCCUGGCGCCAUGGCAGGGGGACAAAGGGGGCCGCGGGCUCACCCGCCACCGCUUUCUCCUCGCAGGCCCAGCCAUGGUGGAGCCACCAGCGGAGCCCCCUCCGCAGCCGUGCCCGGCGCCCGGUGGGGCGGCAGCAGCAGCGGCCCCCGGGGAGGCGUCCCGUCCCGGGGAGCAGUCCCCGCUGCUGCACCUGGACCUGUACAACUUCGACUGUGCGGCAGCGGAGGGCAGCCGGUACGUGCUGACCAGCCCGCGCUCACUGGAGGCCUGCGCCCGCUGCGCCGUGCGGCCGGUGGAGCUGCUGCCGCGGGCGCUGGGGGAGCUGCUGCGGGAGGCCCCCGGGCGCUCCAUGCGGGUGGCCGCCGGCCUCUAUGAAGCCUACGAGCGGGAGCGCCGCCGCAAGCUGCAGCAGUGCCGGGAGGAACGGGAGAGGAUCAUCCGUGAGGAGAAGCGGCGCAUCCUCGCGCCCCUCGGCAGCCUGCCACCCUCGCCCGCCGCCCGCCUCACCCCCCGGGCUGCCACUGCUGCUGCCACCACCGCCACCGGACCCCGUCCCGGGGGGAAGGCCGGGGCGUCAGGAGGCGCCAAGGCCAAGAGCCACUCUCUGGACUCGCUGCAGAAGCGCCGGGAGGGCAGCUGGGGCAAGACCUCCUCGGAGUCGGGGGCCUCGUCCUCCUACAGCGGGGAGAGCCUGAGGGGACAAGGGGGCAAGGGGCGCGGACGGGGCCGCGUGGCCGAUGGCUCCCUGCUGGGGCGCAGCUUCAGCCUGGGCGACCUCAGCCACUCGCCGCAGACAGCCCAGAGGGUGGAGAGGAUCGUGAAGGAGGUGAAGCGGAGGAAGGGUCUCUCGGAGGUGCCCGAGAGGGACAAGAAGAUCGCGGCGCUGAUGAUCGCCAAGCACCAGGAGGCCAGCCUCCUGCGGGAGCAGCGGCAGGCGGCCCACCUGCAGUGGGACAGCCAGCGGCGCCUGGCAGAGCAGCGGAAGGAGCAGGAGGAGAAGGAGAAGCAGAAGGCCCUCCUGCAGGGCCAGCGGAUGUGGGAGAGCCAGGUGGAGAAGCGGCGGGGAAAGCUGAGCCAGGAGCAGCAGGAGGCCGCCCUGCUGAAGCAGAAGCAGCGGCAGGUGUGUGAGGAGAGGUGGCGGGAGCAAGCAGAGAAGCAGGAGCGACUGCGGAGAGAGAAGCUGGAGAAGGCCAUCCAGGAGGACAAGCAGAAGAAGCUCCAUCAAGAGCACAAUCUGAAGGCAAAGGAGGAGGGCAAGAAGGAGCACCGGGAGCGAGAGGAGCAGCUCCUGCAAGAGAAGCUGUCCACAGCUGCACAGAAGAGGCUGAGGAAGGAAGCGCAGCUGCAGAAGGAAAGGAAACAGCUCAGCCAGGCAGAGAAACUGAAGCACGAGGCCUUGCUCAAGGAACUGGCCAAGCAAGAGGCAGAAGAGAAGGAAAUGCUGAAGACCUCCCUGGAGAUGAGUUUGACCAAGGCUCAGGAGAACUAUGAGCAGCUAAUGGUGAAGAGGAACCAGGAGCUGAGGGAGAAGGCCAGGCGGGAGGACAUGCAGAUCCAGAGAGCCAAGCUGGCAGCAGAGAAGAAGGAAAGAGAGCAGAAGGAACACUUGCAGGCCCUGGCGAAAGAGACAGAGAGGAAACUCCAGCAUGCUGCCCAGGUGGCUGAAGAGGUGGUCCAGGAAAAAGCCCGCAAGGUGGUCUUGAGCCGUCUGGAGAAGGAGAAGGUGCAGAAGAUGAACAAGCAAAAGGUGGAACAGUAUGAGGACUUACGGCGCAGGGAGAUCCUCCUUUCUAUAGAGAGGAAGCUGGAGAGGAGCGAGCAGAUCUUCAAGGAGAGGAAGACCGUCUUAGAAAACGCCAGGUCUGUAGCUCGGGCAUCCUUCCAUGUCCGGGAAAAGGUAAGGGAAGAGACUAACAUGCGCACCUUUGACAAGAUGGCCUUUGAAGCAGAACUGCAUGCCAGCCUGGAUAAGAAGUGA